AGCGCAGACCGUGGAUGUAAUAUUAGUCAGAGAUCACUCAUACAGCCGAAUAUAACUGAAUGAUAAUGGCUUCCAGGGAUCCUGUGGUGCGAUUUAACCUCUGAGUAGAUGAUUAAAGAGGAGGUGGAGAGCAUCCCUGAACCUGAAGAUGAGGCGUCUGUCUCGGAGGAAAGCCCUGACCCUGGUGAGAGAGCUGGACGCCUUCCCAAAGGUGUCAGAAAGCUACGUGGAGACCUCAGCCUCUGGAGGAACAGUGUCGCUGAUUGCUUUCGGUGCCAUGGCUCUUCUGGCUUUCUUCGAGUUCUUUGUUUAUAGAGACAGUUGGAUGAAGUAUGAAUAUGAAGUUGAUAAGGAUUAUUCCAGUAAAUUGAGAAUAAACAUCGACAUCACAGCUGCCAUGAAAUGCCAGCAUGUUGGAGCAGAUAUUCUGGACCUGGCUGAGACCAUGAUCACAUCCAACGGCCUCCAGUACGAGCCUGUUAUUUUUGAUCUGACUCCACAACAGAGAAGGUGGCAAAGGACGUUGCUUCUCAUACAAAACAGGCUGAGAGAGGAACAUGCUCUUCAGGAAGUCCUUUACAAAAGCCUCCUCAAAGGCGGUCCCACUGCCCUGCCCCCCCGGGAGUAUGCCUCUAUAGAGCCACUGAAUGCUUGCAGGGUACACGGGCAUGUCUACGUCAACAAGGUGGCAGGAAACCUACACGUAACUGUCGGAAAGCCCAUUCACCAUCCACAGGGUCAUGCCCACAUUGCCGCUUUUGUCAGCCAUGAUACGUACAACUUCUCCCAUCGGAUUGACCAUUUAUCUUUCGGGGAGGAGAUACCGGGCAUCAUCAAUCCUCUGGACGGCACAGAGAAAAUCACCUAUAACCAUAACCAGAUGUUCCAGUAUUUCCUCACAGUGGUUCCAACCAGACUGAACACAUACAAGAUAUCUGCAGACACACACCAGUUCUCUGUGACUGAGCGGGAGCGGGUGAUAAACCACGCAGCGGGCAGUCACGGUGUCUCCGGCAUCUUCAUCAAGUACGACACCAGCUCUCUGAUGGUGACGGUCAGCGAGCAGCACAUGCCUCUCUGGCAGUUCCUGGCAUGCUUCAUGGGCUUGUUGGCCUCUUUUUUGACGUUAUUUGCUGUCGCCUCAAACUUGGAGUCUACAGAAGAGAGGAGGUGCAGCUACACAACGAGAUGAACAAUCUUAACAAUCACCAGACUCCUUUGUUGGCUGAAGCAGUCCCCCAGGAGUAACCGUUUCUCUGUGAGCAGGCUUUUGGCCAUUGUUAAAUAACGUCAUCAAUGUUAUAUAAUUGUGUUUUCUACAAAACAGUCUAAAUGAUCUGUGCUGUUGACUGACAAAUGGUAAAGUUUACAUAAGAUCAUUGCACUUUAGGAAAAUGUGUUUCCCGUGAAUGCAUGAGUCAUACUUGUGUUUCUUUUAAAAACACGAUUACCUUCCUUUCCUGUGAUGGGUUUGUUUAGAAAAGUUGUAGACUUUCUGUCCAUGUGUUGUAAUAUCAUAUAUGCUGAUUGUUUGGCUGCCAUUCAGUCCAUUAAAGUUCACAUAUUUACAAAAGAAUGAGGUUUGGUCCCUAAGCGUUGUUUUGUGAAAAACAUUUAAGUCUUGUGUUAAAGUCAUUUCAGAAUAAAGGUGAUCAAACAUUUUUCAAAUGACAUCAGCAUGCAGUUAACAAUUUAGUUAUGUAUUUCUGUUGUUUGCUCCAUACAGUUUUAAAGAGCUCUGCAUUUGCAAAGUCAGCACUUUGUUUUGUAAAACACACAUACAGGCGAGUAACACAACCCUUAAAACAACAUUGUAAGAACUGUUAUGAUACCACUGAAAUGACUGCAGACAUUCUGGGUGAUUAUCUCGGUCUACAUUUCAGAGUACAGUUUCCAUGAAUACACCACAGACAUGGGCUUUGCAUAAACAUUUAUUAAGUUGUGUCCCUUUUCCCCCCAUUUAGGCUCGUAACUGCAUUUGUAUUCGGUCAAGAGUCAAGCCACAUACAAAACAACACAGUUUUCUCAUGUUUAGUCAAAAUCGUCUUGCCUGUCACA
Messenger RNA from Trematomus bernacchii (emerald rockcod), 2058 nucleotides. RefSeq names its product endoplasmic reticulum-Golgi intermediate compartment protein 2-like. Gene Ontology annotation, cellular component: membrane; COPII-coated ER to Golgi transport vesicle; endoplasmic reticulum. The coding region runs from base 149 to 1192 and encodes 347 amino acids. The record is from RefSeq and is a predicted model, not a curated record. Gene Ontology annotation, biological process: retrograde vesicle-mediated transport, Golgi to endoplasmic reticulum; endoplasmic reticulum to Golgi vesicle-mediated transport. NCBI's taxonomy places the organism in Eukaryota, Metazoa, Chordata, Actinopteri, Perciformes, Nototheniidae. The transcript is spliced from 14 exons.